Molecule: messenger RNA, 1535 nt
Organism: Perca flavescens (yellow perch)
Lineage: Eukaryota; Metazoa; Chordata; Actinopteri; Perciformes; Percidae
Gene: arl6ip4
Product: ADP-ribosylation factor-like 6 interacting protein 4
Exons: 5
Coding region: 153-881 (242 amino acids)
Source: RefSeq, a predicted model, not a curated record
UUCCGGAUACUGACGGAAGGCAAUUGGAGACGCGUAUACUUCCGUAAACUAAAGGAGCCAGUCUUCAAUGGCUGAAGCAGCACACUUUCUACUUUAUAUGAUCUUCAACCAGGUUUUCCGUGUGGAUUUAAGUUCACUCAGUUGUCUCAGUGAUGGAUCGCAACAGGUCACUUGACAGAGCUGGCAGAGAGAAAAGACACGAGAAGAAGAAGAAACGGAGACGGUCCUCCUCUUCUUCAUCAUCAUCAUCGACCUCGUCUUCCAGCAGCAGGAGUCGAAGCAAGUCGUCAAAAAAAUCAUCUCACAAAAGUCAAGAUGUAAAAACACAAAGAAAGAAGCGCAGAAGAAGCUCUUCUUCUUCUUCAUCAUCCACCUCUUCUUCCUCAUCGUCUUCAUCCUCGUCGAGUGAUGAAAAGACAAAGAAGAAGAAAAGUAAAGCUAGGAAGAAGAAGUCGAAGAAGAAGAAGGCGAAGCUGAAGAAACAGAAGAAAAUGGAGAAAAAGAAGAAAGAGAAGCCGAAGAAGAAGGAGAAGAAGAAAGCAGAGGUGGUGGUGUUGCCCACUCCUCCAGCAGAGAAGCCUCCAUCCUACCUGGAGGUGUGGCAGAGCGAAGAGGGCACAGUGGAGCUCGGGCCUGUCAUGACAGAUGAGCAGAAGGCCCGACUCUCCACUAAAAGGCCCCUCACCAAAGAGGAGUAUGAGGCGAGACAGAGUGUGAUCCGCAGGGUGGUAGACCCAGAAACCGGACGGACCAGAUUGGUGAGAGGAGAAGGAGAGAUCAUAGAGGAGAUAGUCAGCCGAGAGAAACACAAAGACAUCAACAAGCAAGCCACCAAGGGAGACGGGAAUGCCUUCCAGAGGAAACUGGGAAUCAACAAGUAGAAGAUGCCAUGAUCUUCUUCAGGACAGCGACCUCAAGGAGCUGAAUUUUAUAUCAUAAUUUCAAACGGUUGCCUCUGAUUUCACUGUACAGUAGUGGAGGUACAAAUUAUAGGGGUCAUGUAUAGUAAUGAGUUUAAUCCAGGUAAAAGCCAGUAUCUCCUACUGAUUUGCCUUUUUAAAUCUAUGUGGGAGUUAGUGAGAGAUUUUAAUGUUUUUAUCCUACUGAGAUCUGCAAAAGGAACUCUACGCAAGGAAGAGGUCCCACAUAGUUUGCACAUUUGAUGAUUAAUGCUAAUUUAUUUCAUCCAUGUUUGAAAGCAUUUCAGUGAGUACAUUUAAGGUUCAAUCCUAAAUGGACUGCAAGUACGGUUGUUUUCUGUACCUGUCAGUCAGAUGAUGUGUGACUGCAACAGACCAUUCAAAUGUUUUCUUAAUUGGAAAUUAACCAUUUCAUGUUGUACUUUAAAUCAAAGACAUUACGAAUCUUGUUUAGGUGUUCAGUAUCUUGUCUGACUGACUCUUUUGGCUACAUACCCUACACCCACUUGUAAAGGUCUGCUCAUCUUUACAUCUCACAUUUUGGUUCUCAGAACAAAACUGCAUUUGUGUGAACUGAUUCCAAAAAAAUAAAAAAUUUUUAUUACCUGUAAUGAA